UUUUUUGACUUGUCUUAAAAAACACCAAUUUUUGGAUCUAAAAAUGGAUGCAGCAAAUCAUUCUUUGUCUAACGACAUAAAACCCCCCAAAACUUCUUUAAUUUUAAAUACAAAUCAAUUGGACGAAUUAACAAAUCAAUUAAAAAUUUUAAGUAUUGAUGAUUUGUCCAUAAAUAAAAUUGUGGAAAAUUUAAAAACAAUUAAAACGGAGCCGCAUGUGAUUGAUGAACUUCAAAAUUUUAUUCAAGAAAAUGGCUUGUUUGGUUUCGUAUUAAAUCAAAUGACCUUUACUUUUGACUCCAAAAAUUUAAAUAUUAAUUCGAUUUUUCUGGAUUCAUACUUACAGCCUUCAUACAACAGUUUGACCUUGGCCACACAAAUUGACCAACUUGCUGAGGAGAUUAUUAAUAUAAACGAACAUAUCAAAUGCAACAAAAAGGCUUUAGUCGGAACUAGCGGACAGAUGAAGCAGUUUGUUCUGGCGGAGCAGGAGAAAUUAAUGAACUGCAAGGCUCGAUUACUCUACGCUAUGCAGCGUUUACAUGAUCAGGCUAUAGCGAGGGCUGAUGGAUUAAUUCGGGUACUUUUUUCUCUAAAUAAUUGCAAAUAA
Molecule: messenger RNA, 610 nt
Organism: Meloidogyne enterolobii
Lineage: Eukaryota; Metazoa; Nematoda; Chromadorea; Rhabditida; Meloidogynidae
Source: the annotation of a GenBank genome assembly